GUCCUAACCUACAUCCCGCUGCACCUGCGCAAAAACAUCGUGCUCCUCGUGGGAGACUCGGAUGGAGCCCCGAUCAACAUCGGUAUCCUGCGUCGUCUCAAUCUCCAUGGGCACCCCGAGUACAAAUUCAACAGCGAAUGCAUGUUUGAGAAGAAGCACGACGAUUCCUUGAAGGAAUACCUCCGCGAGAACUACUGGCGCAUGAGCGAGAAGAAUUUCGCGGCACUCUUCGAACAGACUGAACGCUUCGAACCGAAGACCAUCUCCGGACAGCCGCACCAAGAGCCUCGAUUUACCCCGAUUGAGGGAGGACGGAAUCUGAGCGACGUCACCAUGUCCAGCGUCACCACAACGACCACCACGACGAAGAAGGUGCAGAAUGAGGAGACGGCUUCCUCUCAUUACUACAGUACCAUCGAGUCAUUACCUCCAGCACCAACAAGGCCGGCUCCACCACCACCGAUACCUCAGGUCCACCAGUCACCACCCCAAAGAGUAGAAGAACGUCUACCGGCUCCUCCUCCGAUCCCGCCACCACCCCCGCCUCAAGCUCUGACUCCGGAACGUCCGGUCCCUCCUCCACCACCUCCGCCUCCGCCUCCACAAGCCGCCAAGGCGCCGUAUCUACCGUAUGCUGAUGAUGCAGCGGAGACGAGGAGUGUUAGCGUUUCUGUUUCGGAAGAUGCCGACACCACGAUCACGAAAACCACAACCUACACCCGGGAGGUGUUCGGAACGGUGGAUAUGGAAUCAAGAGAGAUUGUGCACAGCUCUGUUGUUUCCUCAGAACAAGCCUCUCCAAGCCAACAUUCCCCUCAAUCUUGGGGCUCCGCACCGCCUACCCCUCCCAAAAAGGCCAAGGAGGAAGCGAAGGAGGCGUUUGGAUUGAGCCCUACCAAAACACCGCCACCCUUCGCCUACGGUACUAGCUCCCUGACGGAUAUGUUACUACGUGAGAAGCAGAGAGAGGAGGUCCAUUCCUCAAUUCAUCGAUCUACAUCCGGUUCCGCUCUGCAUCACAGCCACCAUUCGAGUGGCGAGCUUCCGCAUUAUCUACGCUCGGAGGGCAGUGAGUCAAGCAGCCGAGGGACUGUUAUCAACACAACAAAUAGGGACAGGGAGGGAAGAGCCGCUGAGGAAGAAGCAAUACGCAGGGCUACGGCCACCUCUUCGCCCCUUCCUCGACCCGCCAUGAGCUCGUCCCCUUUAGCCAAUUUCCACUUCCCCGAGGCCCCGCCCACCGGUCCGCCAACGUACUCAAAACGCGUAGAAAAGUUACCUCACGGACGUACUGUCAUUGAGGAGAAGGUAGUCCCCACCUCUCACGGCUAUUCCUCCACCGCCCACGUUGACUCGGCCCUCCAUCUGAUGGAUCGAUAUUCACCCCUGCCCGGCAAAUACGAGCAGCCACCAAGUGAAUACUCCAGUCGAUACGCCAAUAUUGGUUACGGCACGCUACCUAACCAACGCUACAGCGAGCAAACGAUUCUCUCUGCCGAUCCGCAACGCUCCGAUGAUUCUUCGAAUAACGGUGGUACGCUGUCGCCGAUGAAUGAUGGGACUGUUAGAUACGUCUUCGAUGAAAGAUCCCGUACCCACGUGCCGCAUGUCAUUAGUAAUGGCAGUAGCUCGGAAACGGCGACUGAAAACGACACCGGGGUUUACGCGUACGGUACGCUGCCGGAAAUCAGGGGCACUAGGAUUGGGCAGGGCGUCAUGCCGGUUAGAGAGACCGUAAUCGACGAUAUUCCGGUUGCUCCACCUAGGCCGCACCAUGGGACGGUCGAAAUUAUUGGAGGAAAUGAUCGUGAAGUACUCGUUGACGACGCCUUCCAACGCGAUUCCAACUCCAGACUAUCGCAACACCAUCUGAAGCCAACAACGGACGAGUACCACGCAGUCGAGUACUGUGACCUACGCAAAUCACGAGCAUCGAGCAACGCUGGC
This is a messenger RNA of Mesorhabditis spiculigera, 1947 nucleotides long. NCBI's taxonomy places the organism in Eukaryota, Metazoa, Nematoda, Chromadorea, Rhabditida, Rhabditidae. The record is from the annotation of a GenBank genome assembly.